This is a messenger RNA of Camelus dromedarius (Arabian camel), 1347 nucleotides long. RefSeq names its product sterile alpha motif domain containing 7 (gene SAMD7). Gene Ontology annotation, biological process: negative regulation of DNA-templated transcription. Gene Ontology annotation, cellular component: nucleus. The record is from RefSeq and is a predicted model, not a curated record. NCBI's taxonomy places the organism in Eukaryota, Metazoa, Chordata, Mammalia, Artiodactyla, Camelidae. Gene Ontology annotation, molecular function: chromatin binding; histone binding. The transcript has 7 exons. Bases 1 to 1347 code for a protein of 448 amino acids.
AUGGCUGUGAACCCUUUAUUGACAGCAUCAGGGCAGCAGAGGAUCCCACUGGUUCCUUCACCAUUUGAACCUCCAAGUGUGGAUAGAGAUUUAUUGCCUCCCACUGUAGCUCCAACUGACCCAAGGCAGUUUUGUAUUCCUUCCCAAUUUGGAUCCUCUGCUGUACCAAAUGCAAAUGUGCCGAACAUGCUGUCCAGUCACGUCUACUCAGGUUGGGGCAUUUUGCCACCAGAAUCCAUAAAGGCAAUGGCUAGAAGGAAUGAAAUGAUUCAAAGGCAGCAUACUGCCAGGAUGGAAAUGGAAAUGCAUGCCAUUUACCAGCAAAGGAGAAUAGAGAAAGUUAAUUCCAAGAGACUAGUAGGCCUAGGGAUGCCAUUCCUCUAUGGCCCCAGUACCCCAGCUGGCCCAGCCACCUACCACGGCAGGGGCGUGCUCCCUGCCGGGGACCUGCAUUUUCACAGGAGCACCCUGAGAAACCUUCAGGGAAACCCCAUGGUAGUGGCAACUAGUCCACGCUUUCUAGAGAGCUGGGGGCAGAAAUGUCGUCGUCUCAAGAGAGGUACAGGGAGCCAGAAGGUUCUAGACAGUGAUACCGAGAAUUCCAAAAGUCAAGUAGAAGAAAAACCCGUAGGCCAGACUCACACAGUUCCCUAUGAAGAGGACGACUAUGCAAAAGACCCAGAAACGGACCCUCUCAGCAAUCAGAAGUUGGGUGAAGCCAUUGAAAAGCCAGCUACAGCUCUUGCCAACACCUGUGGAGAGCUGGAGCCCGGCCACGGAAAGCCCUGGGGAGCUCAUGGCACUCCCCUGGAAGAAAAGGCCUGGGCUGAUGGGAAAGAGAAGCCUUCAGAGCAAGUGUUUGCAGCCUGUGUUGAAAAGAAUGGGGUUUCCCCUCCAGCUCCUCGACCAUCUCUCCCAGGAACACAUGUGCUGCUUACAAUCAAGGAAGAUCUAUCUUUGGAUGAAGAUAUUCAGAAAUGGACCGUGAAUGAUGUAUACAACUUCAUCAGUGGCCUUCCAGGUUGCUCAGACUAUGCUCAGGUAUUUAAAGAUCAUGCAAUUGAUGGAGAAACUUUGCCAUUACUCACAGAGGAGCAUCUUCGAAGCACUAUGGGAUUAAAGUUAGGGCCAGCACUAAAGAUCCAAUCACAGGUAUCUCAGCAUAUGGAAAGUAUGUUCUAUAAGAAAAGCCUUUCACUUCCUACCCACACAAAACAGGCAUUCAAUCAACCAGCAGAUAUAUCCCCACUUCUGGAUCUUAAUUCCUGGAAUGAUACAUUGGACAUUCCUUGUUCCCAGGAUAUGAUUAUUCCUAAAGGAACUGAGCAAGAUAGUAUGAGAAAUUAA